Molecule: messenger RNA, 726 nt
Organism: Triticum turgidum subsp. durum (durum wheat)
Lineage: Eukaryota; Viridiplantae; Streptophyta; Magnoliopsida; Poales; Poaceae
Source: the annotation of a GenBank genome assembly
AUGGCCUGCCAUCAAAGAUCUGCGAGUCUGCCUUCCAUCCCCCACUCCACCGAAUCCAAAGUGGAGGUGGAGCUGCAGGGCCUGCAGACACGCAUAUCCAUGCCUUCCGCGACCAUCGACACGAUGUGCGGCGGUCUGAGCAGGCUCGGAGACAUCUACAGCUCCAUAGAAGAGAUCAUGAGCCUGCCCAGCAACCAAAUCGGCCUCUCCCUGCCCCUGCAGAGGAAGAUGGUCGAGGAAGAGCUUGACAGAUCACUUGUCCUGGUGGAUCUUUGCAAUGCCAUGCAGGAGAGCCUGGCAGAGCUGAAGAUGAGCAUCCAGGACUUGCGGCUCGCCCUCAAGAGGGGAGAUGGCGUGGCUGUUCAGCUCAAGAUCGAGUCUUUUGUUCGCCUGGCGAAGAAGGCGCAGAAGCCUUUCAAGAAGAUCACAAGCGGCAAGGCUACCGCCGAAGGCUGCGGGGCGGUCAGGCUAUUGGCAGAAGCAAGAGACAUGGCGGUCUCUCUGCUUGAAUCCGCGCCGCGCCUCCUGCUGAAGCAAAUUGGGGUUGCCAAUGGAAGCAGAUGGUCUCUGGUCUCACAGAAGUUCCAGAAGAAGAGGGUUGUCUGCGAGGCGGCGCAGCUGCAAGCGCUGGAGCGCAGUGUAGCGGAUCUCGAGAACGGUGUUGAGUCCCUGUUCAGGAGGUUGAUUCCGAGCAGGGUUUCACUCCUGAACAUCCUUAGCUCCUAG